AUGGCCUCGCACCACCACAUCUGCAACCCCGCCACUUCCACCUCUUUAUGCAAUUGUUGCUACACUACCUACUCCACUUGUCACCAUCACCCUCUUCCACCACCGCCAGCGGUGGAGCUCCACCUCCACUCUACACCUUCUCACUUUAACCACCCACCAACCCACAUAAAUCCACCUUACACCACACCACCCCACAACCCAAAUCCACCUCAAUACUACCCCCAUCGCCAUUUCCAAGAAGCCCCACAAACAGAAUCGGAAACACACCACACCGCAUCUGUGUACUCCCUCCUCCGCCGCAUCGCCGCCCUCGAAUCCGCUCUCCACCAGCGAUCUCCGUCUUCUUUUCAGUCCCUUCGCGAGGCUGCUGCGUCUAUUAUCCAGUCCCACUUCAGAGUCUUCCUUGCACGCAGAUCAAGGACCCUUCGGCAGCUCAAAGAUCUUGCUUCCAUCAAAUCAACCCUCAGCUUUCUGAAAUCCUCAGUUUCAAAAAAUAGCCAUUUUGAUUACGAAGCUUUAUCUCAUAAAACCAUGACCCUGCUUCUCAAACUCGACUCCAUUAAGGGCGCUGAUCCUAUGAUUAGAGAUGGGAAAAGAUCAGUUUGCAGGGAAUUGAUUAAUUUCUUAGAGUUUAUUGAUGGUUUUAAAAGAAGGGGUCUUUCAAGUAGAUUAGAAAAGAACGUGAGGAAUGGGGAGAAUAAUGCUAAAUCCAGGGUUUUGCAUGGUAAGAGAAUCUUUGGCAAUGUCAAUGUGGAGAAUUUGAAAGGUCUAGUAGAAAGGCUAUCCGAUUAUGACGACAGAGUCGAGUUGAUUGAACACUCUGGUGGCAGUUGCAUUUCCAACAUAAGAAAUCAAGGUGUUUUACAGAAUAGAGAUGGUGGUUUGAUGAGAAGGGAUGGUGGGGUUCCAUCAAAGGCUAGAAAGAGUGUGAGCUUUGCCGAUAAUGGGAAUGUUUAUAGGGUUUACAGAUCAAGCGGGAAGCCAUCUUCGAAUGGGGACUGUAACAUUAUUAGCAUUGAUGGGGGUGAUUCGAUUGAUAACAAGAGAGAGCUCGUUGAUAAUCUAUGCCGAGAAGUUGAAGAAAUUGGAGUAUCUUCGAAAGAGGCGGAGGAUGAUGAUGAGGAGGAGGAGGAGGACGAGAAAGAUCAAUUGGAAAAUGGAGGUUCCUCUCGUGGAAGUGAUGGCGAAAAAGAAUUAAUAAACCAUCGAGGAAGUGAAAGUAAACCCAUCGAAAUGGGAGGUUUUGUGUUCUCGGCUCCCUUGCCCGUGAAGAUGGAAACGAGAGGAGAUUUCUUGGAGAAAAGGAAAACCAUAGAAGUAGAUAAAUAG
Messenger RNA from Fraxinus pennsylvanica, 1329 nucleotides. NCBI's taxonomy places the organism in Eukaryota, Viridiplantae, Streptophyta, Magnoliopsida, Lamiales, Oleaceae. The record is from the annotation of a GenBank genome assembly.